This is a messenger RNA of Lasiosphaeria miniovina, 1020 nucleotides long. RefSeq lists its product as uncharacterized. The coding region runs from base 1 to 1020 and encodes 339 amino acids. The transcript is spliced from 4 exons. The record is from RefSeq and is a predicted model, not a curated record. Lineage: Eukaryota; Fungi; Ascomycota; Sordariomycetes; Sordariales; Lasiosphaeriaceae.
AUGGGCCAGAUACUGAGCCUGCUAGCCUGCGGAGGACACGACAAGCACUACGGCGGGACCCGCGGAGACAGAACACAACGCCGGAUAAGCCGCAUAAACACGGACAGACAAGAACAGCGGGCGCUGAGGCGGCAGGGCCGCGAGGCCGGAGAAGAGCUGCCCGAGGCUCGGCGGACUCGAAAGCGGCAGGAGCGCGCCGACGAGAAAAAAGCUCGGCAGAGCGCCGCGGCAGCCGAGGGCCACAGCCCGAAACGCUCUGGCGAGCACCGUUCCCGUCGGCAUUCGCGCCAUGUGUCGUGGCACCCCGGCGGCCAGACAGGCGAGCAGUCCUCUAGGAGCCGCAGGCGGUCUGGGCAUCACGGGCAAUCUUGGAUCUGUCUGUUGGCACCUCGGCCCCAUCCUGCACGCGAUGUUAUUACAUCUGAGGCCGCGCUUGAGCGCUUUCCGACAGGCCUGUCAGCUCUUGGCCGGGUCCCGCACCUGUCAAUGGUUCAGCCUGCGAAAGGCACUCACUGGCUGAUAACUACCGUAGGAUUAACCUCACCCGAAAAUGGCCGACUCAACUUUGGAAUCCGGGAUGGCGAGUUUACCGGCGGAGCUACUGGAAUGCAUCCUGGAUGUAGCCACGACAACCUAGACGACACAACCGAUACCGCCAGUCCCACGCUGUUCGCCUGGCAGCAAGUCUUUGCCGAGCUAGUCGUCCCGGCGGUGCCCACGGACGAAGCGUCGUCGACCCUAUCGCAAUAUCCAGUUCGCCUAGGCAAGCACUCGGCCGUGGACCUCGGCAACCCCGACAUCCACGCAGUUUGUGUCACCGACGGGCUACUGAAAGACCGGGGCGCGGAUCCGGACAUUGUGGUCAAAGGCAAGAGGGCCGUUGACGUUCUGCUAGGGGGGGCUAAAAGAUAUAGCCAGGGGGCCCAAGAGCGGCUAGCUAAGUAUUCUGCGCUCCUGAGAGCUUCAGGGAGCGGCGGAGAGACGAAGACGCUGGUCGUUUGCCAGAGUCGGCGAGACUGA